This is a messenger RNA of Opisthocomus hoazin, 2070 nucleotides long. The record is from RefSeq and is a predicted model, not a curated record. Lineage: Eukaryota; Metazoa; Chordata; Aves; Opisthocomiformes; Opisthocomidae.
AUGCUGAGUAAACUGCCUUGCACUACAUUUUUUUUCUUUUUUCCUAAGGUGAAAGGUAAGGAUGGAGUCGGGGCUGUCAUGGAUUCAAUGGAGCUGGAGCGGCAGCGUGGGAUCACAAUUCAGUCUGCAGCAACGUACAUCAUGUGGAAGGACACCAACAUCAACAUCAUCGACACACCAGGACAUGUGGACUUCACAAUUGAAGUGGAGAGGUCUCUGAGAGUUCUUGAUGGAGCCGUUCUGGUUCUCUGUGCUGUUGGAGGCGUGCAGUGCCAGACAAUAACUGUGAACAGGCAAAUGAAACGUUACGGUGUGCCGUUUCUAACAUUCAUCAAUAAACUGGACAGACUGGGCUCUAGUCCAGCCAGAGCAGUACAGCAGUUGAGAUCCAAGUUAAAACACAAUGCAGCUUUUGUUCAGAUUCCAAUUGGGCUGGAGGGAAACUUUAAAGGAGUUAUAGAUCUUAUUGAAGAAAGAGCUAUAUAUUUUGAUGGCGAACUUGGCCAGACUCUUCGGUAUGAUGAAAUCCCAGCGGAGUUCAGAGCUGAGGCUGCAGAGAGACGUCGGGAGUUGAUCGAAUGCAUUGCUAACUCGGAUGAUCAACUUGGGGAGCAGUUUUUGGAAGAAAAGAUUCCUACAGCCGCUGAGUUAAAGCUGGCAAUCAGAAGAGCAACACUGCAGAAGUCCUUUACCCCCGUGCUGGUGGGAAGUGCUUUGAAGAACAAAGGAGUACAGCCACUGCUGGAUGCUGUCCUGGAAUACCUCCCCAACCCUUCCGAGGUUGAGAACUAUGCUAUUCUUAACCAGGGAGAUUCUGAGGACAAAUCCAAGUUCCUGAUGCUGAACUCUGCUCGAGACGAUUCCCAGCCUUUUAUAGGCCUUGCUUUUAAGCUGGAGGCUGGCCGUUUUGGGCAGUUAACUUACAUUCGAGUGUAUCAGGGAAUGCUGAAGAAAUCUGAUUAUAUCUAUAACACCCGGACUGGGAAGAGGGUUCGUGUACAAAGACUCGUCCGUAUGCAUUCAGACAAGAUGGAGGAUGUAAAUGAAGUUUAUGCAGGAGACAUAUGUGCGCUGUUUGGAAUUGAUUGUGCCAGUGGGGAUACGUUCACUGAUAAAACGAGUACGGACAUUUCCAUGGAGUCAAUUCACAUCCCUGAUCCUGUCAUUUCAGUAGCCAUGAAGCCUUCCAACAAGAACGACUUUGAUAAAUUUUCAAAAGGCCUGAUCCGCUUUACAAGGGAAGAUCCCACCUUCAGAAUCCAUUUUGAUGAUGAGAGCAAAGAGACCAUUGUUUCGGGAAUGGGGGAACUGCACUUGGAAAUCUACGCCCAGCGAAUGGAAAGGGAAUACGGUUGCCCUUGCAUCAUGGGAAAGCCAAAAGUUGCCUUUAGGGAGAACAUCACCGCACCUGUGCCGUUUGAGUACACACACAAGAAGCAGACGGGCGGAGCAGGCCAGUAUGGCAAAGUCAUCGGCGUGCUUGAGCCCUUGGAUCCCGAGGACUACACAAAACUAGAAUUUGAAGACAGAACCAUUGGCACCAACAUUCCGAAACAGUUCGUGCCCGCUGUUGAAAAGGGGUUCCGAGAAGCCUGUGAAAAAGGUCUGGUGUCAGGGCACAGAAUAUCGGGGGUCCGGUUCGUCCUGGAUGAUGGGGCACAUCACAUGGUGGACUCCAAUGAAAUCGCCUUCAUCAGAGCGGGAGAAGGAGCCCUAAAGCAAGCUAUGGAAAACGCCACUGUGCGUAUACUGGAACCCAUUAUGGCGGUGGAGGUGAUGGCGCCCACGGAGUUCCAAGGCGUGGUGAUAGCUGGAAUUAAUCGCCGCCACGGAGUGAUCACGGGGCAAGAUGGCGUGGAGGGCUACUUUACGCUCUAUGCUGAGGUGCCGCUGAAUGACAUGUUUGGCUACGCCACCGAGCUGAGGUCUUGCACAGAGGGAAAGGGUGAAUAUACAAUGGAAUACUGUAAAUAUCAACCGUGCUUGCCCAGCACGCAAGAAGAAAUAAUUAACAAAUACCUCGAAGCAACGGGGCGACUCCCUGCUAAAAAGGGCAAAGCCAAGAGCUGA